Molecule: messenger RNA, 7182 nt
Organism: Antechinus flavipes (yellow-footed antechinus)
Lineage: Eukaryota; Metazoa; Chordata; Mammalia; Dasyuromorphia; Dasyuridae
Gene: CD47
Product: CD47 molecule
Exons: 11
Coding region: 101-1066 (321 amino acids)
Biological process (GO): positive regulation of inflammatory response; positive regulation of phagocytosis; positive regulation of cell-cell adhesion
Cellular component (GO): plasma membrane; extracellular exosome
Molecular function (GO): thrombospondin receptor activity
Source: RefSeq, a predicted model, not a curated record
GGAAGAAGAGAAGAAGGAGGAGGAGGAAAAGGAGAAACAGGAGCAGGAGGAGAGGCAGGAGGCGCUGGGGAGGCUGCAGUGGUCGGGGCUCUGCGAGAAGAUGUGGCCCUUGGUAGCAACGCUCCUGCUUGGCACCGUGUGCGGCGGUUCUGCACAGCUGACAUUUAAUUCAACCAGAUUUGUAGAAGAAACUAUUUGCAAUGAAACUGUUGUACUUCCCUGCAUUGUUAAUAAUCUAGAAAUAAGGAAAAUUGAAGUCAUGUAUGUAAAAUGGAAACACAAAGGAAAAGAAAUUUUUACAUUCAGUGGAGAGCAAAGUAAACACAAUGCCAGUGAUAAUUUUAAAAGUGCAACAAUUCCAUUUUCACUCUUAGUAGAAGGAAAUGCUUCUUUGCUAAUGAAAAAGAGUGAUGCUAUCCCUGGGAAUUAUAGCUGUGAAGUUACAGAAUCGAACAGAGAAGGAGAAACAACAGUGGAACUAAAGUAUCAUGUGGUUUCAUGGUUUUAUCCAAAAGAAAACAUUCUCAUCGUUAUCUUCCCGAUUUUGGCUAUACUGCUUUCCUGGGGUCAAUUCGGUAUUGUGACACUUAAGUAUAAAUCCAACUGUACAAGUGAAAAAACUAUUGGAUUAAUUAUUGCUGGAUUAGCCCUUACCGUGGUUGUUAUUGUUGGGGCCGUUCUCUUUGUACCAGGUGAAUAUUCAGUAAAGAAUGCUGCUGGACUUGGUUUAAUUGUAAUCCCUACUGUGACUUUAGUGCUACUCCAAUAUUGCGUAUUUAUGACAGCUUUUGGGAUGACUCUCUUUGCCAUUGGUAUAUUGAUUCUGCAGUUAUUGGGUUACAUCUUUGCUGUCAUUGGACUAAGCCUGUGUAUCACAAAGUGUUCUCCUACGCAGGGCCCUCUCAUGAUUUCAGGCUUGGGUAUCAUUGCCCUUGCAGAAUUGCUCGGUCUAGUUUACAUGAAAUUUGUGGCUUCCAAUCAGAAGACUAUACCACCGUCUAGGAAAGCUGUAGAGGAACCCCUUAAUGCGUUUAAAGAGUCAAAAGGAAUGAUGAAUGAUGAGUAAUUGAAAAGGAAUGAUGAACUCUAAUUUGGAGGAUAGUAGAUGUGAAUGGAAUAUACUUGUGCUCAGACACCAUGGCCUGGAUUCAUUAUCUGAAGAGAAGAAAAGAAGGAAAUUCACUGGUUUGCAUCUGGGGAGGGGGGGAAGGGGACCCACCACCACCCUUAAACGGUCGCUAUGAUUAAGUUUAUAUUCAAAACAGCUAUAAUUUAAUUAAAAAAUUUAUGGAGAUGUAUAUUGUAUUGCCCAAUUGAAACUAGUUUUGGGGGAUUCAUAUUGUUCAGUAGGAAUUAAGGUAGAAGUUGUACCUUUCCAGAAUGUUACCUUUAUCAAACCCCAUGUCUUUACUUCCUGUAAUUUGCUGAAUUUUAAAAAUAUUGGUCAAAGGUGAAAUUCACCCUGUACCAGUUGGUGGCUGCUCCAAGACAUCUGUGAAACAUAAAAACCAAUGGUUUCCUUCUAACUUUGAAGAACAGAAUUCCUAGGAGUAUAUUUCACAGGCAGUGUUUAUUGGGUCACAGAAUAUUUCUGCUACUUCUGGGUCAAGAGAAAUAGAUUUUUUAAAGUCAAGUCAAAGUAUCUUACGUCUUGCAUUGCCACCUAGCAUCUGUCAUAUGCUUAUCUAUGUGAAGAGAGGCCUUCAUUCUGGAGGGAUUACUGCUUUUGCAUCUUCACUAAAUGGGAAAUGCAAUAGUCAGAACCUUCUCUAGAUUUGGGUUGUUAACUAAGGCCCUGCAGCUUAACCUUGUGAUUUUCUUGAUGUUUGGUUUUUGUUUUUCUUUGUCCCCACAAUCUUUUAAAUCCUGUCUUGUCCUCCUGUUAAUUGCUUCUGUCUUACAAGAUGUUGAGUCUUUCCUCUUCCUUGAACCAGGUUCUGUGAUAUAUUCCAAUGUAGUUGCUGAAAGGAAUGGAUCUUGUUCCCAGAGCACUGCUUUCCAGUCUUAAUUUUUUGGCGAAAAUAAAAUCAGCAUCCCAAGGGUAUCAUUCAGUGUUAUCUCACAUAGUUUUUGGUCUGGGGCAUGAAAAACCAAGAUUGAGACUUGAGCUUUGAUCUCCUGCAUGGCAGUACAGUCUAGUGCAUCACCAUCAGGCCAGCUCCUCCAGAGGGCCUUUUUUAAAACUAUUGUUGUAUCUAUGUUGCAUGGAAAAACAACUCAUCAACACCAUCCUCUUGUAUUCCCUCCUCAACCUCUCCCUUCUCUAAGACUAAAACCUUAAAAAAACACACACAAAAACCUUUCCUGCCCUGGUUUGAAGUUUACCAUUAUGGCAGCUGUGAUUGCCUGUACUUUUAGAUUAUUAGCACUCGUUUUUACCUUGUUCAUGUGUCUAUGAGUUGAGGGUGUGUGUCUGUGAGAGUAUGUGUGUCUGUGUGUUUGUGUGAUAGGCACAUGCUUAUUUCAUGUGGACAAUUGGGGUGAACACAGAGCAAAUAAUUGAUUUUCUACUUUCAGUAGUUAUUUAAAACAAAGGUAUUUAAUUAGGUAGAACUGAUCAUUAAAAUAAUUUGGUUAUUAAAAAAAAAAGUCAGUUGUCCAGCUUUGUGCUCAUCAGUACCCUUGAUUACCAGCCAUUUUCCCCGUUUGUAUAAUACAGCAGUCAUAUCUGUGGUUGCAUUGAUGAUAGUUAUUUCUUAGUCCACCGAAUGUUCCCAUGUGCCUCUUUUGUAUGCUAGUUCAAUACUACUCAACUUAAUUUUCAUAUUUCAUGUUGGGACCAAGUGGUUUGUCUUUGGCAAACCAAAAUUUAAUGACCUUUUGAUGCCUCAAAAAAAUCAAGACACUUUUUACAAAGCCAGCUCUAUUUUUCUUUUAUACUUUGUCAUUUUUCCUUCCCACACUUUGUGGUGUUACUCAAAAUAUUGGCUAACAUAGAGGAGCUAGGUUACAGGAAGUCCAUCAGUUCCUGCUGCUCUUCUUUCCCCUGAGUUAUUUCUACUUUGGGAGUAUAAAGGGGGAAUCCAUAUUGUUAAAACUGAAAAAUAGCUAAAGCAGAUGAAAUUGCAAAAGUUCAAAUCUCUAUUUUUUAAAAGAAUAGCCAGGUAUGAGGAUUUUUCCAAUGAAUUCCUCACUAAACUGCCAUUGUCCUUUUUUUUUUUUUUUUUUUUUUUUUUUAAAUAUAGUGAACUCUCAAUAUUUCAGAGAUGGUUAUGCAGGAAGUAUCCUUAUUUUUGUAUUCUCCCUAUUUCUACCUGCCUUUGGGGCUUUUCACUGCCACCAAAGCAACUCCAUCAGAAAGUGGCAGCCAGAAGAUUGUGAAGAGGAAAUUAAUUAGUCAUGUUUGUCUAAGGCAUGUGAUAUAAUGGUUAGCACAUCGGUGCUUAAUAAAUGCUUGCUUACUGAUUCUCAAGCAGCUCUGGAAGAGGUUUGACCAGGGGGAGGACAUUGAAACCACCAGCCAGAGUAGUUUUGUGUUUUUUUUAAUAUCCAUGUAUUCAUUUUUUUACAAAAAAACUCUGUCUUCCUUAGGUUUCCAUAUUGCAUUUAUCACUUAAGUCUUUUUUAUUCCUGCCUCCAUAACACUGUCUAGAUUUCCUUUCCUCUCUUCAUUCCCAUGUGGUCUUAACCAUAUGACAUUUCAACUACUAAAAUAUACCGAACACCUAUCAUGUAUCUGUUAUUCUUAUUAGCAUUUACCAUGUUUUUAUUAUUUUUAUUAAGCACAUUACCCCUUGGAGGAAUCAUGUAGAGGAAUGAGUACUGAACUGAAAUCAUGAGAUCUCAGUUUUAGUCUGCCACUGUGUGACUCUAGGAAAGUGAUUUCCUUGAACUUCAGAUUUUUUGCUUAUCUGUAAAAUGGGUGGGUGGGUAUAUAAAAAUAUUUGAAAUGAUUUCUGAGUUUUUUUAAUCACCUCUAAUAUAGUUCUACUCAGUUUCCCAGCAGUUUUCUUGGCUAUCUUUAGCCAUUUCUAUUUAUUUGGUCUAUAUACCUCAACAGGAAUCAUAUUUCUUGCUCAUUAUUUUGAUCAAAUUGUUCUUAAACAUCUGUUCCCAGUUACUUUAAUGCUUCAGAAGAUCUAAUGGUUUCUCCAACUCUAUUCACCUAUUAGUUAUUUUCUUUUUUAUUCUUUGUCCAACCUAUCCUCAUGUACUGAUUUACUAUAACCUUGGGUACAGUUCUUUCACUCCCUUUUCUAACCUUUAGCAUUUAAGCCCUUACUUAUGAAAUACCUUCCCCUUUACCCACCUUCCUCACCUGCCUAUAUACCACCUUUCUUCUUCAGAUUCACAGAUUGAUCAUCCCUUUUCUUUAUCUUACUAACAAAAUCCUUAUUUACUUAGUACUUAUGUAUGUAUGUCUAUACAACUAUUUAUGGGUAUACCUUGUUUUAAGUAAAUCCAAUAUAUAAAACUUCAGAAAGUAAAUAUGGAAAUUAUUCCUCUCUAAAGAAGUUCCCUUUUGGUGAAUUCAAAAUAAUUUAGUGGACAUUACCUUUAAGGUGCAGACAGAGCUGCAGCAUGUUGAAUUAUACAUACCCACACCCAUACAUGCACAUACAUAUUAAGAUAUUUUUCCUGUAUCUCCCAGUAGAUAUUUCAGGAGAAUAAACAAUCAUUUUCUUUAUUUCUCCCCACAGUGCCUAGUUCAAUGCUUUGCACACAGUAGAUAGUAAUUUGGGUUGGUAAUCAAGAGUUGGCUAUAAUUAAAUUUUUUUCCCCCUUCAGACUCUUAUUAAAGUAAAUAAGAGUUUUUUCUGUUGACAAGUUUUGUGUUAUGGAAAUCUUAAAAGGUGAUUUUUUUUUUUUUUUAAACAUGAACCUUUAGGUCAAAUUCCCCCCCCCCCCCAAAAAAAAAUCAUUAGAAUGUUACAACUUUUUAAAAAACAGGGGAGCUUUCCUGUCAGUGUAAAGGAAAUGAAUAACUCCUUUUAGUAAGAGGCCAAUUUCAAAGCACUUAAAUAAUCCCCUUGAGGUCUGAGAGAGUGGUGGUAGAGUCCCAUCUUAUUGUUUCCAAAUUCUCUUCACUUUUCUUAACUACAACAACAAAAAAAGAAUUAGUGGUACUUUUUGUGGUCUCUGUGGAAAAAAAAAUACUACAUAUAUCCACCAUUCAUUCAUCUGUUUGUGAAAACCAGGAAAAAAAAAUAUUUGUAGGGCAGCUCUAUAUGAUUUUUAUUUGUGUUUUGUUUGGUGUUUUUUUGUUGUUGUUUUUGCAAUGUCUGUUGUAUUUAUGUGCAUAUUAUAGGGAAAGAUUGCAAAUAGCAAUCAUCUACUAUUCCUCCCAAGCCCAUUUAGAUCCUGAGUUUGGCUGUUCUCAUAUGUCAGUGAAUAUAAUCCAAUUAAUCCAUGGAAGGAGACAGCAAUAAACAGGAAGUUUUUCUGAUGCUAAAAUGUUAGUACCUGCCUUAUAAGGGGAAGCAUGUGCCUGAGGCUCUUGAUCAUAAUGGCUAUAUACUCUGGCUUUAUUUAAAAUGUUUCUCACAAAUUCAGUCUUUUCAAAAAAAAAAAAAAUCACAUUUAAUGGACUUCCUUGUAAGGCAACAGCAGUGGAACCUUAAAGUCUUGUGAUAGGGGUUGGUGAGGACGAGAAGCAGAUUUUUAUUUUUAAUUAAAUGAAGCAUCAUUUACAAAAAGCCAUUGUCAAAAAUUGGAUCCCACGUGUUGUAAAUAUCCAUUAACCAUUCUAAAUGAAGAAAACUUCAGUUUUGCUAUGUACAAAGGCCCUUUUGGGGGCUUUUCUGUAUAGCAAUUAAAGGUGUGCUAUUUGUCAGUAGCCAUUCUUACAGUGAUUUAAAAACCAAAGUUGUUUUACAGCUGUGUUGUUACUGUCAGUUUUUUUUUUUCUUUUUCUUUCUCUUUUUUUUUUUUUUUUUUGGUUUUUAAUAUGUAUUAAAUCAAUUUGUCGCUGUUUGAAGCUUUGAAAAUCUGCAAUCUUUGCCAAGGUAUUUUUUUUAUUUAAAAAAUAACUUUGUAAAUAUUUCCCUGUAAUAUUAUAUAUACUUAAUAAAACAUUUUAAGCUGUUUUGGUGAGCUGCCUAUAUUACCGCUGUAGUGGACUACAAAAAUACAACCAUGUGUAAUUUGAAGGGAUGUGAAUUUUCAAAGAUUUAAAUGUUGAGAAUGAGAUAGUGAUUGGAGGGGGAGAGUAAUGAUUAUUGAUUUAUAGAUACCAUUUCAAAAUGUAUGAGGGAGAGUUAAUAACCAAGGUGAAUCUCCGUUCUCAUAAACAUAAUGUAUGUAUUACUACAUUACCUCAUUAUAGUUGAAUGUGUGAUGCUUAUAUUUGCUGCAUUAUAAAAAUGGCAAUGUUUUUGAUCAUGUUCCUAAAAUAAAGUAUUUUGAAGAUCAAAUUCAUCCUAGUUACUGACUCACCCUCAUAAAUAAUCUGGAAAAAGAUGGGAAUGGAGUAACAAAUUACUAAGAGGGAAAAAAAAGUAUUCUUGAGACUCAUUUUAUUACUUAUUCUCUGUUUCUGUGGCAUAUUGGAAGGGAUACUCUACAAGAUAUCCCUAAAGUCUUAGCGCAAUUUUAAGCUAUUAAAGCUAAACUAGCUUUUUAAACUUUUGGAAUACCUUAUACUGGGAGAAGAUAUGGGUUCCAGUCCUUUACGUCACGAGCUUCCUCUAUUCCUGGUCCUGUAUGUGCAUUUUUAGAUAUUUUCAAUAGAAAAAUAUUUGGAGAGAAACUAUCUUAUUCCUUACCUAGUAGGGAAUUUAAUUUUUAUGUGUCUAAGGACUUUUUUCACUGUCAGCAGGGUGGCUCUAAUGGAGCUCAGAAAGCAUUUAAUGGUCUGCCUCCUGCCCUGAAAGUUGCCAUGUGUAGCACAGAACUGUACUCAAUAUGAUUAGAACACCCACUGAGACGUAGGUCUCUUUGAAUGAAGCUGAAUUGGAUUUUUGGGCAGCACCUUUCAGACUCAAGGUAUCAAGUAUGACAGCUUCAGAAAAUAAUAGAUUGUGAUAACACUGAUCACAUAAGACAUGAUUUCACCAAUUACUCAAACACAAAUUUAAGCAAAAUUAGAAGUGGAUUGAGUGUCAGAAGAAGGAGGUUUAGGAAUUUGGUUUCUAGUUUUUGUUUUAAAUAAGGCUCAUGCUAAUCAGCCCAUUGCUCAGCAAAACAUUUAGAGUCUGUCAUUUUAAUUGCCAGAAAAAAAUAAACAUGAUUUCCAACCUAAAA